AUGACUCGAGGCUGCUUUGCUCUGAGGGUCACUAUCGAGGAUGCAUUAUAUCCAUUGCCAUCGUUUGAUUCGAAUUCCUCCGAACCCGAAGGAGAGGGUUCUGAGUCUGAGCAGGAGGGCACUUCCCCUGUCAGCAAGAGGGCUUGUCCUUUAUCCUCCUCGGCAGCAGCAGCAACAGCAACAGUACAAUAUUCGGUGUACGGUCCGAUGUUGGGGAUCCUCGGGUAUGCGGCUGCUAGGGGCGAGGGGGGUCAGGAGGAAGAGAUUCUGUGGCGCGUGACGGUUGACGUGAAGGUCCACACGGAGUAA
Perkinsus marinus ATCC 50983 is the source of this 309-nucleotide messenger RNA. RefSeq lists its product as hypothetical. NCBI's taxonomy places the organism in Eukaryota, Perkinsozoa, Perkinsida, Perkinsidae. The coding region runs from base 1 to 309 and encodes 102 amino acids. The transcript has 2 exons. The record is from RefSeq and is a predicted model, not a curated record.